Messenger RNA from Acyrthosiphon pisum (pea aphid), 1289 nucleotides. RefSeq lists its product as uncharacterized. Bases 218 to 670 code for a protein of 150 amino acids. The transcript has 5 exons. NCBI's taxonomy places the organism in Eukaryota, Metazoa, Arthropoda, Insecta, Hemiptera, Aphididae. The record is from RefSeq and is a predicted model, not a curated record.
CUCAAUUGUAAUUCUUUUCAAAAAUCUACUGUCAAGUACCAAUUAAGGAAGGGACGGAACGGCAAAGAUUGAUAUAGCUGUUCUAAAAACAAUGUCCACCGAUGAUCGCAUAUGAAAAAUGUUCUUACCUAAUUAAUAUGGAGAUCGUUUAGCGUUGUUAAUUUUUUCAAAACAAACCAGAUUAUCCAAACGAAAAAGCUCCCUCAUUGAUAAGUUGAUGUCUAAGGUAAAAAAAAAUAAUGACGACAUUAAUGAGUCAAAACCGAAACUCCAAAUAAAAGGCAGCCUAGUCUUCAAAAAUAGAUCACUAGCGAGAUAUGUUGAAAUUGGAUGGCUUAAUUUUGAUAUGUCGCCGUAUAAACAGGUGAGAACUAUUAAUCGUGGUGUUACAAGAAAAGUACGAGUACAAAACACAUUUUACAAGUCAGAUUUGAUUGAUGUGGCUAAAGAAUUAUUUUUUCCUGAUGGAAGAUCAUCUAAAGGAAUGAUUGGUGAAUUUUCAAUAAAUUUAUUUGACUUCCAGAAAAAUUAUUUACCUGAUGACAUGUCAGUAGGUGAAUUAUAUGAUAAAACAGGUUUGAAUUCAUUAAGAUUUUAUUUGGCAACAAAGCAGACAAAUUCAACUAUUUGGUUCCCUGUUGGUAAAAAAAAAAAAAAAAAAACAUACUGAUACUUCUAGUAUAGUUCAAUUUUAAUUUUUAAUUCUAAUUUCAACUCGUUAGAUUUUUUUCUAUAUUUUGUAGGAAAAACUUUUUCAUUUUUUUGUUUUAUUAGCACUUUUAAGACAUUAAAAUGCUAGUUAAUUUUGAGGAAUUAAGUAAAGUAAUUUGAAACCGUAAUACGUAAACUAUCCAAAACGUCCAAAAUCUGUUUCCUACAAAUCACAGAAAAGAGGCUGACGAAUUCAAAUAUUUUUUUCAAAAUUGAAAUUUAAUCAUUAGAAGUAUGUUAAUUUUUCGCCAGCAUAUUAUUCAUUGUCGCGAGUGAAGAAAAACAUUUUUUGAGAGUGCUUUCGUUGACUUGUGCACACGCGUACGUGUGCUAUGGAACAUGGUCGUGGCCGUUCGCCUGCAGCCGGUAGAUAUGAAAUCUAUUGUUAUCGAAUUCGAAUUUUUUCGAUAUAAUAAUUGUAUAUUUUACACAUACAUAUAGAACCGCACUCACACUAAUAAUCAUUUACGACUAACACAAAGAUUACAGGCGGCGAAGACAAGAUUAUAACUUGCCUAAAUUGUUCCCCUUAAAUAAUAGCCACUAAGAGGCAGGUACGGAUCCAGAGCAACAAUUUU